CACCACUUACCUGGCUUGACUGACAACCAGUAAUCCACACUUUCCGACGGUGACAGCUCUUGGUUUUGUUAUUGCUCUUCUUAUAGUUCUAUAUUGGCACAGCACAGAUCUUUUAUGUUCCGUGCCUUUCCAAAUUUCCAUGUUUAUUUUACUAGAUUGUCCAAGAACGUGACGUUAGCUGCUCUGUGUGGCUAACUUAUUAACCGGUAACAACACAACGGCCAGCUGACGGGAGCACGGAGCUGUUAGCCUAUUAGCUUAGCCGUCUUUCCAGUUCAAGUACCCUUUGUCUCUACAACCAAGUUAGCUAAUCGUAACAAGCGUUGUUUCUCCUCCAAACGCUGGCUUUUGCUCUUUUAUUGUUUUCACCUGACAAGAGUUAAGAAAACCAAGAUAGGCGGCUUGGGAACCAAGAUGUCGAACCGAGUGGUGUGCAGAGAAGCAAGUCACGCCGGGAGCUGGUACUCUGCUUCGGGGUCCCAGCUGAACGCACAACUAGAAGGCUGGCUGUCCCAAGCUCAAUCCACAAUCAGACCUGCUAGAGCCAUCAUAGCACCGCAUGCUGGAUAUACCUACUGUGGUGCUUGUGCAGCACAUGCCUACAAGCAGGUUGAUCCCUCUAUUACUCGUAGGGUUUUCAUCCUGGGUCCUUCACACCACGUGCCCCUCUCUCGCUGUGCCCUGUCACCUGCAGACAUCUAUAGAACGCCUCUGUAUGACCUGAGAAUUGACCAGAAGGUUUAUGCUGACCUCUGGAAAACUGGGUUGUUUGAGCGAAUGACUCUGCAGACAGAUGAAGAUGAGCACAGUAUUGAAAUGCAUUUGCCUUACACUGCUAAAGCCAUGGAGAGCCACAAAGAUGAGUUUAGCAUUGUUCCUGUCCUGGUGGGAGCGCUGAGUGAAUCCAAGGAACAGGAAUAUGGGAAGCUACUCAGCAAGUAUCUGGCAGACCCCACCAACCUAUUCAUUAUCUCAUCUGACUUCUGCCACUGGGGUCAACGGUUCCGUUACACAUACUAUGAUGAAUCUCAAGGAGAGAUCUACAGGUCUAUCGAGCAUCUUGAUAAAAUGGGGAUGAGCAUUAUAGAGCAGCUGGAUCCCAUGUCUUUCACCAACUACUUGAAAAAGUAUCGUAACACGAUUUGUGGGCGUCACCCGAUUGGAGUGCUGCUAAAUGCUGUGGCUGAGCUAAGAAAGUCUGGUUUAGAAAUGAACUUCACGUUCCUGAACUAUGCUCAGUCAAGUGAGUGCAGGAACUGGCAGGACAGCUCUGUGAGUUACGCUGCCGGGGCGCUCGUCGUUCAUUGAGGUCGACCUCUGCGGGGGCCGCCGCAGCGCUGCUGUCCUUCCCUUACUGUCUAUCGCCAUAACCCGACCCAGAUCCUCUCUCUCUCUACCCAUCCCCACCUACGCCCACUAUUUGCAGGAAGGACCUAAACAGUCAAAGCCAAUACCGUCUUCUUUCUCUGUCUCUCCCUCAGCUCUCCUUUACCCUCUUCUCAGUUUGAAGUGUGUCAGAGCCUGUGUAGGAGCUAAAACACAGAAAGAGUGCAUAUUAUAUUAUUAUAUUUGUCUUGAAGUUGGAGCUGGAAGCGAGGAGUCUUAUUUCAGGUUUUGCAAGGACUGCAGUUGUUCUCAGUCCUUUUGUUUGUUCUCCUGACAGAUGCUAGAUUUUAUUUGUAAAAAAAAUUCAAUCUUUACAUUUGGACGCCUGCCGAUCUGUCAUGUGACUUGGAAAAGGAAGGAAAAUAUAAAAAUGCAGAUCCUAAAGGAGAAUAUUCAAAUGUUGCCAGAUGGAAAUGAAGUGAGUGUUCUGACCGACUGCUCCACAUCCGUUGUAGUUGCUAACAAAGGGCUGCACCCAACACAGUUCACUAACCCCCUGCACAAAGCCAAAAACAUAAUUUCUCUCACAUUUGUUUAUUAAUCCUAUUUUACUCUUAUUUUCUUUGACUUUAUUAGAUGUGGUUGUAUUUACUCAUGUAGUGUGUAGAUUUGAAUUAAAGCAGUGUUGUCUGUUAAGGCCAACAACAUAGUUUACCAGUUAAAGUAGUCGUAGUGUACUGCACCCAGCAGUCGAUGCAGCAUAGAAGAGUCGAGCACAAAAGUCUUUUGUUCGUUUUUUUUUCUAUCAAAGCUUUUCUUUUAGUGAGCUGCUGCUCUACCUGUUCACCGGGUCGUGAAUAACACUUCUUGUUACUGUGUUUAUUUGAACAUGCCAAAAGGUGUUGAUAAGAUUUCAUCUUUAUCUUUGUUUUUUAGCUUUGCCUUUUCAGUUUUGCUGCACCUACACUUUGGCGUAGUAAUUAGAAAUGCUGGCUAGAUCCAGUAUUAGGAGGGUCCUGGUUUUAAGACCAGGUCUACAUAAUAAUGGUCUGUUAUAGGGUUUAACAAUCGACUCAGAAUGGUGGCGCGUUCUAUGCUGCGUUCUUUAUUUUGUUGGAUUUGAGUCUAUAAAGACACGUAAUUUCUAUAUAAAUAAAUACUAUCUCCUCCAAUGUUCACGUGUAAACAGGCCGCAAACCUCACUGCAAAAUUAGCUGAUUAAUUGAGGCAAUGCAGACGUGGAGUGACGGUGUGAUACAAGCAGUGCUCGGCGUGUGCUGCAAACAUCGAUGGGUAUUUGCUGCUAAUAUGAAACGACGCAGUCCAACGUUUCCUCCUGUUAUCACACUUGGCAAUUAAGCUACGAUAUCUCCAUGAGGCAACUGGGCACAAACCCGAAAGCUUAAUCCCCAGACUCUCUGGACCUCUGACUAAUUUAAGGGAAUCUAGUAAAGCAUGACACACUGUGCUAUUGUGCCUUUUCUCACUGUUGCACAUAUACAUAUAUGGCGUGUUCUUUUCUUAUUUUAGAAUGUUUCUGUUUGUUUUAGAAGGUUUCUUUUUCCUUGUACCUUCCCUCUCGACUCGUGCCCAGAAGUGUGUCCAGCUGACCCAGCACUCCAGGGGUGUGAGACCUGCCCCACACAUGCGUUGGUCUAAAAUGGCACCAACUGUUAUCUCCUUUCUCCAGCAGGGAGUGGUGUUCUGUCUUCUUCACCUCACCUUAUUCCUCUAGAGAGAGAGAGACAAAGGCUGAACCUCAACACUGUUCAUUUUAUGUUUAUGGAUCUUUGUUUAUCUUUCAGAAAUGUUUUUUUGUAAUAUUAUUUUAUUCUUGAUUAGAGAAUGGAAACUUAACAUCACAAACCUAAAGUAUACUACUUAACUACUCCCUGAAUGGAGUUUUUUUAAUCUCAGGUUCCACUGACAAAGCAUCCCAAAAGGCUCUUCAGAUGAAGCUGAGGUUUCAUGUUACAAAAUAAGUAAAAUGUACUGAAAAGCA
Messenger RNA from Betta splendens (Siamese fighting fish), 3328 nucleotides. RefSeq names its product mediator of cell motility 1 (gene memo1). The transcript has 9 exons. The record is from RefSeq and is a predicted model, not a curated record. Lineage: Eukaryota; Metazoa; Chordata; Actinopteri; Anabantiformes; Osphronemidae. Bases 415 to 1308 code for a protein of 297 amino acids.